Molecule: messenger RNA, 3054 nt
Organism: Ectocarpus sp. CCAP 1310/34
Lineage: Eukaryota; Phaeophyceae; Ectocarpales; Ectocarpaceae
Source: the annotation of a GenBank genome assembly
AUGCGGAUAAUAUCUUCGCCGGCACUUCUCUUGCUAUCGAGCAGUUACAGCGGGCAGGGCGAGGCCCUCUUCCGGAGCGGGAACAAAUACAGCGGGGAGUUCCGCAGAGGCGUGAUGGAUGGUCGCGGGUGUUAUACCUGGAUCUCCGAUGGAACCGUGUACGAAGGAGACUUCAGAAACAACGAAAUCACCGGAACCGGUCGAUACUCCUGGAGUGAUGGGAGUGGUUACGAGGGGGGGGUGGCCCUCGGUUUGCGCGACGGUCAUGGCGUUUUCACCAGCGCUGAUGGCACGCUGGUUUACGAAGGAAGCUGGCAGAAGAGCAAACGCCACGGGCGCGGAGAGCAGCGGUACGGCGUCGGCACGAAAGACGUGUCGUCGUACGCCGGGGAUUGGAAGGCGAACUGCCGACAUGGGCAUGGAACGAUGACUUAUGCUUCGGGAAACGUUUACGAGGGGGAGUGGGUUGAGGAUCACAAGGAAGGCAUGGGCGUCAUGAACUGGAAGGAGCGACGCGAGCGCUACACCGGAAACUGGAAGCAAGAUCUGCAGUGUGGAUACGGCGAACACGUGUGGAUUGAGGAAAGGCCCGUAUCUGCAGUAUCGAUGGAUACCCAAAAGCAGAUGUGCAACGUCUACAGGGGAGAGUGGCUCGACGGCAUGAGGCACGGGCAGGGCACGUUCAUGUAUGCGGACGGGUCUCGGCACACGGGGCAGUGGCGUAAAAACAAGAAACACGGCCCCGCCGUUUUCAUGUCAGACAAUGGGAGAACUUUCGAAGGGCUCUUCGAUGACGACGUCAUGCUCGGCAAAGUGGGACAGGAUGAUGAGCAUCCUGAGUUGUCGGCCGCGGUGAAGCUCAAGAUUGCCGAUAUCCUUAGCUCAGGAACCGAGGUAGCAAGAGCGGCCGCCGUCAGGGAUGUGGAGAGCGACCUCAAACUGCUGUACAAGCACUACGCCAAGCCGGAGAUGACCGCUCCCAGAGACAGUACGAUGUUCACCAUGUCGAUGGAGCAGUUUGUGGUGUUCGCUAGGGACUGCCGAGCCCUCGCACCAUGUACGCGGGUGACGGUCGGGGAGGUGUACCGAAUGUUCUUUCGAAUGAGGCGGCAGCACACGCUUGAGCUCAAUCAGAGUCUCGAGAGGGCGAUGGCAAGUGGACCUUCCACCGACCGCCACCGACCUUCGACCGAACACAUCGAAGGGGAGGGUGGAGAGGAGAAGAGGGAUGGGGAUGGGCACAGUAGUGCCUACUGCUCCGAAAGCGAUAGCGAUGGACGCCUUCCGCAGGGGAAGAAGGAGCUGUGCGUGGCGCGUUCCGAUCUCGAGACCGAAGGCGGGAUCUACGACUCGCGGAGGGCCAUCACAUUCCGAGAGUACACAGAGGGCAUCGUGCGGCUUGCCAGAAUGGUGAGUCUCCACGCUGGAACCGGUGACGGCUCCAACAACUUUGCCGCUACUGCCGCCGCCAACAUUGCAGCUAGCGGGGGCGGGGUGCCCCGAAACAUGAGCCCCUCCGCAAGCCGCGCCACCACUCCAAGAUCGUCCGCCUUAGCUCGGAUUGGGACAGCGCCUAUCGAAGGCGGGGGGUCGCUCUCACUCUCGGCUGUCGGAGAGAACACCGUCAGCAGCAACGACGUCACUGCGACCCGCGAUGCCGCAGCGGCAGUGUCAGCAGCAGGCGUUAUUGAUCGGGGUGGAGCAUCCCAGAGCUUCACGGAGGGACGAGCCGUGAUAAACGUGAACGCUGACUUCAAGCGGUUUGUAGGAAGCCAUCUUUCCGAGCUCCUGACGACGCUCUCCGUUAACGCUGCCUUCGGCGGCGGAGUACGAGAGGGGGACCGGCGGGGCGGCGGCCGCGGCGGCGGCGGCGGCGACGGCGACGGCAGGGGUGAGGGCAGGGGCGGGACUGGCGGUGGUAAGGGCGGGCGAGGGGGUGGUGCGGCUGUGGCGAGAAUGGGGGCCGGGGGAACGGUCGACAGCAAACUCGAGGACAAGGGGGUUGGCCCAGUGGAGUCACCUUGUGUUAGCUCUCUGUACCGUAUCUACUCGGGGCCUUUGCUCGUUCCGAUGACGCUAAGGGGCCUGUUGAGGAUGGCCCGAGAUGCUGGUCUACAGGAACGGGUCGGUCUGACGUCAGAGGAUGUCAAAAGGAUAUUCAAGCAGGCGAAUGCUUUCCUGCAGAGCCGAGAUGGCCCCGCGACUCCGGACAUCGCCGGAUCGACACCGCCACGCGGUGCUGUCACCAAGGUCGCCGAUCCCGAUAAGAAAGAAGGCAAUCCUGUAGAAGCGCUGAGACUAUCGUCGUCCACCGCCUUGGGGGGCGGAGGCGUAGGGUUUCCUCUGCCGACGGUGGAUUCGGCUACGGUGUGUCUCGUGGGCGCCGCACCCUGCACGGUGGACCUCGACUUGCUCGACCAGGAGUUGAUGCCGGAUGAGUUCAAGGUGGUGAUCGCCGGACUGUUCGAGCUGGCGAGGGACCAGAACAGCCAAUCGCCUUGCGCUGCCGACGAUGAAGGCGUUGAGAACCAGCCCGUCCCGCCCGUGGAAUCGUUGUAUUCGGACGACCCUGCUUGGGGAGGGGGGACACGAGAAGGAGACGGGGAACAACCCCCCGCGAGUUAUUCGGGUGCCCAAAGAAAGGCCGAUAGUGCUGGUGGCGGUGAUGGUGGUGCUACCGCUGCCUCGGGAGUCUCGACCCAAGGAACACCGACGCCGGGUGCGAAAACAGCGGCACAUCCAGUCCAGAACGGUGAAAGUAAAGGCGAGGACUCGGCUAGUCUUGACGCGGGGGAAGGGUCCACAAACACGACAGCAGCAGCAGAGGCCGUAGAAGCGGCGCCCGAGUGGCUGGCAGAUCCUAAGGCGUUCGUGUCGCGGGUCAUCCAGUGGGCGGGAGAGGGGAGCGCCAAGCGCUCCAAGGCCGUGCGCGCCAAGCCUCCCACGAGAGAGAUGCCGAAGCUCUUAGCUAGCAGUCUUUUCUUGAAGCAGAUGCAGGUGACGAGAGGGCGAACGAAGACAGCAACAAACGGCGGGACGUUCUUAGACAGUUGA